Cuscuta campestris is the source of this 2674-nucleotide messenger RNA. The record is from the annotation of a GenBank genome assembly. NCBI's taxonomy places the organism in Eukaryota, Viridiplantae, Streptophyta, Magnoliopsida, Solanales, Convolvulaceae.
CAGCAUCUCUUCACAUUUACCAUUUCAUGGCUGCUCUGGUUCCAAGAUCAACAACCAGGGCGGCGUCAAUCAUAAAGACCCAUUUUUUACACCCAACCCCAAGAUUUGUCCCCGGCAGCGCGCCAUCUCACCCCUUCUCCACCGUCCGCCGCCAGCAUCCCCGCCGGACUCCUCCAGCCGCCAAGAAAGUUCCUUUCACAGUUUCUGCUCACGGGAAGUCUCGGGUCGACCCGUAUCACUGGAUGCGCAGAACGGACGACCCGGAUUUCCUGGGCUAUCUCCAGCAGGAGAACGCAUAUGCGGAGGCUUUCAUGGAGGACACUCAAGAGUUGCAGAAGUGUCUUUACACUGAGAUGGUUUCUAGAAUUCCCUCCAGAAUUUCCACGCCUCCUGAACGAUGGGGUCCCUGGCUAUACUAUCAGUACAUUCCGGAGGGGAAGGAGUUUCCAGUGUUGUGUAGGGAGUUUGCUGAUGAGAGUAAAGGCUGGAUGAGUACAAUAACCAAUCAAAUAAGAUGUGCAUUCAAGAAAGAGAAUGUAAUGCUUGACUGGAAUGAAUUAGCCGAAACCUAUGGAUAUGUUCAUGUAGGUACGUGUCGCGUCUCGCCAGACCACAAUUUCAUAGCAUACACAGUUGAUCGUGAUGGUGGUGAGGAGUUCAUGCUUCAAGUUAAAGAUCUUAAGCGCGGCUGCAUUCUUCCAAAUAUGAAUGUCAAUGGAGUUGUUAGUUUGGAAUGGGCUGCAAAUGGUCAUUCUUUGUUAUAUACAUUGAUUGACCAACAACAACGGCCUUACAGGCUACAGUGUGUGCAACUUGGAUCAGGUGGGAUAGAUCAUGUGGAACUGUUCACAGAACAUGAUCCCAAUUUCUGUGUAGAUAUUGCAAGUACAAAAGAUGGGAAGUUUAUAACUGUAAACUCUAAUUCAAGGACUUCAUCUGAGGUAUAUAUCAUAAAUGCAACCAAUCCAUGCGGUGGACUUAAAAAGUUCUGUAAUCGCGUCUCUGGUGUACAAUACUUCUUGGAGCAUCAUCGUGGAGUUUUUUAUGUCCUUACAAAUGCUCCAAUAAAUAACGGUAUGGACUUGCCAGAAAGUGCAAAUUAUCACUUGGCUAGAUGCCGGGUAGAAAAUUUGCAGUCUACCUAUUUGAAAAACAUCAUUGUACCAAGUGGAGAUAUUUUCUUGAAAGAUAUGGACAUGUUUAAUGAACACCUCGUGCUGUAUGUCAACAAGGCGGGUUCAUCAUCAAUAUGUUCCCUUCCCAUGCAGACUAUUGUCAAUUGUGAGAAACAAAAGGAGAUUGAGGAUCUGAGUCCAUGGUUCUUUCCGCUUCCCUCAGACAUGUGCUCACUAGCUCCCGGUUCAAACCAUGAUUUUAUGAGCUCAGUAUACCGUGUUGUCAUUUCUUCCCCAGUGGUACUUUUGUCGACAACUUUGCAAUAAUAUGCCCGACAUUAUUGUGGACUAUGAUAUGUCAAAGAAAUCAACCAACAUUGUGAUGCAAGAAGAAUUGGCAAACAUCUCAAGUAGGCAUAAGUACGAGCAUCAAGAAACUGAAGGACAAGUGUGGGAAGAUUUUACAAAAGUGUAUGCUUGUGAGAAUAAAGAAGUUGUCUCCUAUGAUGGGGUGAGGAUUCCUUUGACUAUACUAUACUCUAGGAAAGCGCAUCAAAAGGGUCAAUCUCCGGGUCUUCUGCAUGGGUAUGGAGCUUAUGGAGAAGCUCUGGAUAAAAGCUGGUGUGGCAACCGUCUCUCCCUACUCGAUCGUGGUUGGGUUAUUGCAUUUGCUGAUGUUAGAGGUGGUGAUGGUCCGGAUCCCUCAUGGCACAAAUGUGGGAGUGGAUUGCAUAAGCUAAACUCCAUUUAUGACUUUGUAUCCUGCGGACAGUACCUUAUUAAUGAGGGGUAUGCCCAUAAAAAUAAGCUUGGGGCUUGUGGAGUUAGCGCUGGAGGUCUUCUUGUUGGGGCAGCCAUCAACUUACAUCCCGGACUCUUUCGGGCAGCAAUUUUAAAGGUUCCAUUCUUGGAUAUAUGCAAUACAUUGUUGGAUCCUACAUUGCCUCUCACAAUCUCUGACUAUGAAGAAUUUGGGAAUCCUCAGAUCGCGUCUUUCUAUGACUACAUCCUCAAAUAUUCUCCAUAUGACAAUGUUUCUCAUGGACCAUGCUUUCCUGCUAUGCUCGUUACAGCCUCGUACAACGACUCCCGGGUUGGUGUAUGGGAAGCAGCCAAGUGGGUUGCCAAGGUUCGAGACGAAGCGUGCUCGAUGUGUUCUCCUUCUGUUGUCCUGCGAGCAGAGAUGAGCGGAGGGCAUUUGCGCGAGGGAGGGCGUUUUGGUCAUUGUGAAGAAGCAGCUUAUGAAUAUGCCUUUCUCAUGAAGGUUUUCACUGAACCUCCUCCAAAGUAAAGUGAUCAAACAUUUUGGAUGUCUAAUUGUAUUGGUAUAGUUUGUUAAUAGUAACUCUUUUUUUCUUCUACAUUUUUUUUCCAUUUCUUCUAUAACUAAACAACAAGAAUUAUUUUUCAUAUUGUAUUUUUUCUAUUAUCAAAUUCCUUGCACAUUGUAAAGGUUAGAAAAAAUGAUAAGACAAAUAAUGACGGCUUUUGGAGAGAAUUUUGGAGAAUUUAACAAAACUAAAAUUAAAAGACAAAAGAAAUCAAUGUGUGGUGUGUUU